Messenger RNA from Podospora anserina S mat+, 969 nucleotides. RefSeq lists its product as uncharacterized. NCBI's taxonomy places the organism in Eukaryota, Fungi, Ascomycota, Sordariomycetes, Sordariales, Podosporaceae. The record is from RefSeq and is a predicted model, not a curated record. The transcript has a single exon. Bases 1 to 969 code for a protein of 322 amino acids.
AUGAAGGGCCGCCCAGUAGACCAACUCGUCUACGAGUACAUGUUUCCGAAGCCGCGACAGACAGACCCUCAAAACUUCACUCAACUUCUCCAAAGAUAUCUCGUCCUUGAGGUUCGGCAAGAAGUCCACUCGUUCUACGGCCACUUGGACACACCCGAAGCUAAAUACCCCGGUCUCGACUACACAAAUCGCAUCCACCGAAUCCGCCUCAGUCGAUGGCAGUGGCACCGGCGGUUAUUCCGCGCCUUUGACGGCCUUCGCCUUACAUACGCCGAAAUCCAAGGCCUCACAAAGUGGGAGGGCACACGGUGGGCAAAGGAACGGUUUGAGCGGGAACAGGGAACUGCCAUCCGGGACACGACCGCCGAUGGAUUCCCCGAAUGGGUGGAGCCUCGGCACCGACAAGACGGAUAUUACCGCCGCGCCUCCGAGGUGUCGGACGAGCCGGUAACCACGCCAGAGGAUGGGAUGAUCGAGGAAGAAAGCGAUGAGGAGUUGGAAAGUGUCGGAGUGGCGCUUAACGAAAGGCUACGCGAGCGAGUGGCUCUUCGCAACAUAUCCGGAGACAAUUCGAUGCCGCUGGACGAGGAAUGGGAAAACUGGCUAAAAAAUGCCAUCGAGUCGGGAGAAUUGCAUGUUGCCGAUCAAAUUGCCCGUUUCCCUGGUCCCCACUCCCUUACCGCCGACGAUGUGUUUCCGCCAAGGAUGAUGGCUGCUGCGAGAGCAGGCCAUUGGGAGGGCAUUCCCGAUUUUGUUCACAACAUCAUUCGCCAGGCCAUCGACGCGGAACAGAGACCACCCCAGGCACAGCCAGCAACAGCUCCUUCGCGACCAUCUGUUAGGUACCACAACGCCAGAGUCGCCGUGUAUGGUCCUGGGCCUCUCCACUCUCGGAUCGACCCGUCUCGGUAUCCCAACGCAGCUGCCAGAGCGACGAGAGCCGCCAGAACCGCCCAGCAAGGGGCCUGA